Molecule: messenger RNA, 6133 nt
Organism: Diceros bicornis minor
Lineage: Eukaryota; Metazoa; Chordata; Mammalia; Perissodactyla; Rhinocerotidae
Gene: TFEC
Product: transcription factor EC
Exons: 8
Coding region: 140-1324 (394 amino acids)
Biological process (GO): regulation of transcription by RNA polymerase II
Cellular component (GO): nucleus
Molecular function (GO): RNA polymerase II cis-regulatory region sequence-specific DNA binding; DNA-binding transcription factor activity, RNA polymerase II-specific; protein dimerization activity
Source: RefSeq, a predicted model, not a curated record
UCUCCCCAUUCUCAUGUGGACUGCAGAGAGAACAAGACUGCUCAUCUCACUGGCUUGCUGUGGGGAUUACAUGAGACAAGGCGGGUAGAGCUGCAAGCUCUGUGCCUGACCCAAAGCAAACCUGCUAUACUUAUCAGCAAUGUAUGCCAUUAUUAUCAUUAUGAUUAUUAACAUAAUUUUUGACUUGGAAGAGAGCGCCAAGACAGAGGUCUCAGCACACUUGGAAAGUCCUGCGAGGACUCAGCUACAGAAAGUCCAGAGGCAGCAAGUAAAACCCUUCAUGACCCUUGACCACCAGAUUGUCAACCAGACUCUUAAACGGUCACACCCUCCAACCCCAAGCAGUGCACUUCUGGUACAGCAGGGACACCCGUCGCCCGAGAGUGACACUGGCUUCACUGGAAAUCCGCUCACAAAGUUGCUAAGUCUUAGGAAAGAAGAUGACAAUGCGGAAUGGCAUAUGGAGGACGUUAUUGAGGAUAUAAUCGGUAUGGAAUCAAGUUUUAAAGAGGAAGGAACAGACUCUCCUCUGCUAAUGCAAAGAACAUUAUCUGGAAGUAUUUUGGAUGUGUAUAGUGGUGAGCAGGGAAUUUCACCAGUUAAUAUGGGACUUACAAGUGCUUCCUGUCCAAGUAGUCUACCAAUGAAAAGAGAAAUUACAGAAACUGAUACUCGAGCUUUGGCAAAAGAGAGACAAAAAAAGGACAAUCACAACCUCAUUGAAAGAAGAAGAAGGUAUAAUAUUAAUUACCGAAUCAAGGAGCUUGGCACUCUUAUUCCAAAGUCUAAUGAUCCUGAUAUGCGUUGGAACAAAGGAACCAUUCUAAAAGCAUCAGUGGAGUACAUCAAGUGGCUACAAAAAGAACAACAGAGAGCUCGAGAAUUAGAACACAGACAGAAGAAAUUAGAGCAGGCUAACAGGCGGCUUAUACUCCGGAUUCAGGAACUAGAAAUACAGGCUCGUGCUCAUGGUCUACCAACCAUGGCUUCACUCGGCACAGUUGAUUUAGGUGCUCACGUCACCAAACCACAGACUCAUCUUGAACAGAAUUCAGUAGACUAUUCCCAGCAAUUGACUCUGUCUCAGGGGACAAGCCCUGACCUCUGUGAUCAAGCUAUGGCCUUCUCUGAUCCUUUGUCACAUUUCACAGAUUUAUCAUUUAGUGCCGCUUUGAAAGAGGAACAAAGAUUGGGUGACAUGCUACUGGAUGACACAAUAUCUCCGUUUGGAACCGAUCCUCUGCUGUCUGCUACUUCCCCUGCAGUUUCCAAAGAGAGCAGUAGGAGAAGUAGUUUUAGCUCAGAUGAUGGGGAUGACUUAUAAAAAAUAAACAGGCUCAAUUCAUCAACCGGGAAGCAAUUCUAUGCUGGUGCUAUGCAUUUCUGUCCUAUGUUUUAUAUAUUGCCUUGGCUUAAUUUUUCUGAAAGGAAUAUAUUGUUCAUAAAAAACUGAUUAGAAACAACAGAAGAAUUCACAGGAAGAAGAAACAUGGUGUUGAAGAAAUAUUGAGGGCUAAAAGAGAUUUUUUCCUCUUUGACUACGGAGUCCAAAUCUACUUAAAUUUUGUUUUCCUGGAAGGAGGUACAACAUAAGGAAUAGCUCUCUACUGAUGUUGUAAAAGAUGUACUAUUGGAAUUAACAGACUGAAAAGAGUAAACCUACCGAAAUAUACAAAUUUUUUCUAAGUUGUUCACUUUCAUCUCCUUCCUCUUGAACUCUCACAACAUUAGUUUUCAAGAAUCAAGAUCAACAAAUCUGGUGGUUCAUUGCCUUUUUCCACUGUCUGGUGGACAUUGUCUAAAGUUCAAGCCUUAUAUGGGAAAUAAUUAAAGGAUAGAUUAUCUGUCACUUGUAAUUGAAAAGUAAAUCUACAAUAAACAUUAGAAUUUUUCACAAUAAAAUAUAGAAAAUUUAUAAAAAUUUUAGUUUCUAAAAUUAGACCCUAAUUCCCUUAGUCAGUUCAAUUACACUAAUUCUAAAAGCAUCUUUGCAUAUUCAUGGAGACAUGCUCUGUUCAGAAAAAGGAGCACAUUGAAUAAUUUCCUCAAGAAUCUGGGCUAGAAUUUUAUUGCUUCACGCAAACAUAUCCCCACACACAAAGGCACACAAUGCAGGUAGUAUAUGUUCUUUUUUUUCCUUCGCUCUCUUGAUUUUCUAAUCAGCUUCAGAAAUCACAUUCCAAAUCUUCUUUUCUUCAUCAAGAAGAGAUACUGGAUAAUCAAUUUCAGUAAAUAAAAUAUAAAAAGUCUCCCUAGUAGGACAAUUUUUCAGGUGUUUAAAAUUUAUCACUGUCUCCAAAAUUGGAUGUAAAUUAGUUAGUUGAUACAGCUUUUCUUCAAAUUGACAAAAUAUUGAAAAUUGGAUUGACAACUGUUAAAACAAUUAGUAAAAUAGAAACUUUCUUGUUACAUUCAGCUUCGAGUGGAGAAUAAAGUUCCAUUCUCAUAAGUACCUAGAAUACCCUAUGAGCUUUGCCAACUUUGUAAGUUUUUAUUAAGAAUAUUUAUAUCUAUUAUGCUUUACUCAAAUUUUUCUCUUGAGCUUAUUUUAGGAUUGGGAAUUGACUUACCAAGCAUGUUGCCCUGUGCUGGACCUCUGUGAAUGAUCAUCUGAUCAAUGAGUAUUUAUGGAGUGAUACUCGAAAGUGCAAUGGGUCCUGUACAAUGUAGAACAGAUGAGCAAGAUAUGGUCUUACUCCUCAGGGAGUUAACAAGACUACAAGAGAAACAACAACACUUAGAAGACAUACAGAAUUAAAGAUUACAUGGUGCAGCACAAGCUGUAAAUACAGGUUAGAGAAAAUGAAAAUGAAUGAAGGUUGGAGAAUCACAAAAAUCUAUGGGAAGAGCAAAACUGAAUUUCUUUUAAAAGCAUUACUUUGGUGAAGGGGAGGGCAUUUAGGGGAAUAAUAUAAAUCAAAUGAUAAAAGUAAGAAUAAGUUGGGGAGGUAUCUUCAUGGGACGUUCAUUAGAAAGAUCUGGCCACCCUUGAUGAUGCCUGUUGGGAGUCCUGGAGAAUCAUAUUGGCAAGAGGUUGUAGAAGCUCUUGAAAACUAGAAUGAAACGAUAUAGUAGAAACAGAGUUUUUUUACUAGGAGGGAGAAGCCUAAAAAUUAAAAUGCUACUGUAUAUUACUAAUGUGAUUGAGAUGUAAUCUUUCAUGGAUAUUAACUUUGGGAUAAGUUUUUGAAAGGAUGUUUCAGAUAUUACUCACGUGGAAAAUACACCAUCACAAAACUUGAGACUGUAAUGCUAAAGAAAGUGGGAGAAUAAUAAAUCCUUAUGGUAUAAUAAUUAUCUCAGGCUUAGCUUAUAGUAAUAGCUCAGAGUUUGGAGAAUUAAAAUAAUUUUCAUUGUUUGACAUGGCAAAAAAUAAUUUUUAAUUUAUAAGAAUAAUCGUUAAAGCCAGAUAGAAAAAUUUAUCUGAAAUAUGCCACAUGAAAGAGAGGAAUAAGAUACACUUCCUCAAGAAAUUUAAGAGAAUAUUAUAUACUUUUAUGACAAAAUUCCACUUUAUUAUCUGAGGCGAUAAUUUAAUUUGACAUUGCAAGUCACAGAGAAGGAAUAUCUCUUGAGUCCAUGGAAAACACAUCACUUUGAAUAAAGGCUAAUUCUGUUCUCAUUUUAUCCAUUAUUCUCAUUUCUUCAUAUUCUGAGAAGAAUUGCACUGAUGAUGUCAUUACUCUGUCAUCAUUUUCCAUUUUGUUAAAAUGCUGCUACCCAGCCCUGAAACCCAUUCCUCAUAAUCUCAGCAAAUGUGAGAGCUUGACACAGGAUGGUAGAAGCUGGAUGAAAGAGAUCUGGAAAGAGUACUGAUAUUUGCUUCUACUUUCAGAUUACAGCAGCUAUCAGGGGAUUGUAAAAUGGGUAGUGGAUCUUUAAAGGCAGAGUAAAGAGCGGUGCUGUGUCACAGUCGACUGAAAUAGAUUAAAAAAUUGAUUUUAGUCAGUAGUUCUUAACUUUCUAAGGCCUUGAGGAUCUAGUGCAAGUUAUAGACCCUCUUCCCAAAAAAAUACAGAGUUGUGCAUACGGCCCCCAUUUACAUGCACCGAGAGGUUUUAGGGACCUCCUGAAUGUCUCCUUGAAUCCCAGGUGAAGAAUUCCUGCAUCAAGUCUGUUACUAACAGACAGCAUUGUAGCUAUGCAUCUUUCAAGAGCCAAGGACACAGUUAAUGUCGUAUAUAAUGAUGGAGGAGGGAGCCCUGGUUAUCUGAAUAUCAUUAUCCCAACCCCAGUAGUGAUGAGGUUGUGUAGGAAACUGAAACUGUACCAAACACUAGACUAUUCACUAAGGAACUUGUUUACUUACAAAGUAGUCCCUUUAAACAUCCCCUGUUAUAUAUAUACGCCUCCUGUUAUAUACAUAUAUUAUAUAUUUAUGGGUCAGUUUCUUUAUGGUUAUUGGAUAUUGUAAAUAUAUGACAUUAACAUUUUCAAAUGAUACACAUAUAAAUACCAAAGUAAAAAGAACAUAAAUUCAAAAGCAAAUUACUUGAAUAUCUAAGAAUCAAGAGAAAUCCUUGGGAAAAUUGAUGGAUGUCUAGAAUAUUUUUGCAGAAAUGAGACUUAUAACAGUAAAAGAAGCAUAUUGUUUAUCAAAAAACUUUGUCACAAAAAGCAUUGGAUAUCACUGGUCUAUGAAUAUACAAUUAACCAGGUCAUGUUCAUUCAAAGAAUUAAUGCAUAAUUGCAUUACUUGCAUAAUUGCAUCUGUUAAAAAAUAAUUUUAUUUUUAUUAUAUUUAGUUAUCUUUUCAAGAAAACAUCCCAUCCAAUCUCUUUUCUCUAUUGUAAAAUACUGGCCACAUUUUCAUGGAUUUACCUUAAGCAACAUUUCCAACUCCCAAUUAUCUUAAAAUAACGAGUGCCUCCUAUGAAUAGAUAUAGCUCUUCAUAAUCUUUUUUUCUUUUUAGUGUCCUUUCUUCUUGAACUUUUCCCGUUAACUGGAGAAUAUAUGUAUACAGACUAUAUUUCCUCAGUUUACAGAUGUGAUAUCAGUAACUGUAGCCUUCUUUGUGUGGGUAUAAAACCUCUAAAUAAUAAAUAGACAGAUGAGCUGAGGACAUUGAGAAAUAGCCUUCCUCCUCCUUCUUUUUUAGCUCAUUUUUUUCACUCACAUGAGUGUAAAUAAAAUAUUUAAUAGCUCUUAUUUAAAAAAAUUAAAUACAAUGAGUUUCUUGAUUUGGCAUGCUCAUUUGCCUUCAUGUCAGGGGAGAGGUUAGAUUUUAUAAAGUAAAAAAGAAUGUAUUUUUUCUUUGUUUCGAUAGAUUGAGUCUUAUGAGAAUUUUCUUAUACUUCAAGGUAUCGUGAAAAUACUUUUUGUUGUUCUGAUAUUGUGAAAUUUUGAUAUUUAAAUAAAUAAAUGACAGAACUGUUUCAAUGUUUGUAUAAUAUCUCCAGGCUGAUAUUUACUGACCUCAUUAUAUGUAAGAUGUAGAUGAAAACUGGAAUCAAUUAAUCAUUUUGCUGUGUUAUCAGCACUAGAUCAACCAUCUGGAUCUCUUGAAAACACCUGAAGGAUUGAAUUUUGCUUUGAUAUUAAUAAUGGCACAGCCUAUAUGCUACGUGGGAUUACAUCAUUUGCCCCUCCGGUGCCCUGCAUGUUAAAUAUAAGAUGUCAAUUUGAGUUAGUGUAAGUUAAUAUAUACAGAGAUUUCCUUACACUUACUUAAUAAAUACUAAAGACUUUUAGAGUGUUGUUGAUCUAAUGUGUCAUAUGACCUUAUAAUCAUUAUUUAUUGCCUACACCAAUAUUUUAUCAUGUGUAUGAUGUUUAAUUUGUAAACAAAGACGCCAUUCAACAACUGAUAGAAAUAGUUUUCUUAAAAUUUUUCUCUGCUCCAUUUGUUUUUCUGUGAGGUUCAUAGAGAAUUUGAGUGUAUAGAAGAUUAUCAGAAAAUAGUUAUUUUGAUUAAAAGAAGCUCCCACUGGAUUCAACUAAUUUAAUGAUGAAAUACUAUUCUCUGUUUUGUACAUAAAAGGGAACUUUUUAUCUUCUUGCAAAAGGAUUUGUGUACAUAUUUCUACAUAUCCAAAUGAUUUCUAUUGUGUUUUUUACUGAUGAAAUCCUCAGUAAAAUGUCUUUUUACUACAUUGAUCCAACAGGCUUCAAGAAUAAAGUUAAAGACUUUUG